Messenger RNA from Aspergillus uvarum CBS 121591, 1881 nucleotides. RefSeq lists its product as uncharacterized. The coding region runs from base 311 to 1741 and encodes 476 amino acids. The transcript has 2 exons. The record is from RefSeq and is a predicted model, not a curated record. Gene Ontology annotation, molecular function: N-acetyltransferase activity. Lineage: Eukaryota; Fungi; Ascomycota; Eurotiomycetes; Eurotiales; Aspergillaceae.
CUUUGAUCCCUAUAUGUUGCAGGCAGCAGCAUUCCUCAGUUGCAAGUGAAAGUCGCAAAGUUUUCCUAAUACGGCAUCGACCGCGGAUUUUCGGGCCUAGCCGAUAUAAAAGCUGUUUGGCUCCGGGGAUCCUGCCAGGUGGUUUACCUUAUCUUAUCGCCCCAAGCCGUUCUGUUCGUCCUUGUUCAAACAAUCUCGACUUUUCCCAGGCUUUCUUCGUAUUGUUCUUUGAUCGUCACGUGACACCUAGGGUAUUUUCUCUCUAUUCGAUUUUUUGAUUAGUGGCUGUUAAGAUCAAUUCUUCGCGAAAAUGGAUAAUUACGAGAAAUUACGUUCGACAGGAUAUUUGGAGAAGUACUCUACAGCCCGCCAUCCGCUCGGGUUCUACUACAAUGUCGGCGUGACCGCCACAUACACGCUACCUGAGACCUACACGCUUCCGCUCCGGGACUAUGUGUACAAGGCCUGCGAGAUUCUGAUCGGCCAGCACCCCGUUCUCUCGGCGGUUCCCGUGAACGAGGAAUCGGACGAGGCAUACUUCGUCCGCCUCCCGGAGAUCGACCUCGCGCAGCCGGUGAGCUUCCACAAGCGUUCGCGGGGGUUCCCCGAAGGGGCCGAACCCGACACGGAGCUGGACGAAUUCCUUCAGACACAGCACAGUACGGGGUUCACUACACCGGGGGCGCCGUAUUGGCGCCUGGCGAUCUUCAUGGACGACGAGGAUGAUAAUGCAUCGGCGCGGCGACGGUUCACCGCCGCAUACAUCUUCCACCACGCCCUGGGCGACGGCACGUCCGGGAAGAUCUUCCAGGAGACGUUUCUCGAGGCGCUGACGACUGCGGGGUCGACACUCAGCGCGGCGUCCGGCGGCGAGGAAGCGAAGCAGGUCGUGCCCACGCCGGUGGGCACGCCGCUGCUGCCGAACCUGGAGGCCGCGCAUCCCUGUGGCAUCUCCCUCCCGUUCCUGCUGGGCGCGGUGAUCAAGAUGAAGUUCGGCGGACGGGACCGCGGGCUCUGGACGGGCGCGCCGGUCUUCACGCCGCUCGAGGCGCGAGCACGCCACCUCGUCAUCCCCGCUCCGGUGUCAGCGGCGUUCCGCCAGAGCUGUCGCCGGAACGGCGCCACGGUCACGGCGGCCGUGCAGGCGGCCAUGGCGCAGGCGCUGUUCGCGCACCUGCCGCCGCAGUGCACGAAGCUGCGGCUCACGGGCGCCAUCUCCGUCCGCAAAUGGCUCACCCAGGCGAUCCCGGAGAAGUCGCUGGGCGUCUGGGUGAUGGACUUUGGGGAGAGUUAUUGGCGCAAGGACCUGCCUGCCGCCGCCGGCACGGAGGAGACCUUCCCCUGGAAGGAAGCGCAGCGCUCGCGAGAGACGAUCGAGCGCGUGGUCGGCAUGAAGGGGAAGAACACCGGCGUGAACCUUCUCAAGUACGUGUCCGGGUUUUCCGAGUUCUUCCGGUCGAAGCUCGGGAAGCCUCGUGGAGAUAGUAUCGAGCUUUCCAAUAUCGGGGUCUUGAGUGCGUCGGAUGAGGUUCAGUCAGACCCUUCGAAGCCCCAGAUGGGUCGGGUGAUCUUCUCGCAGAGUCCCAACGCUGCCGGCGCUGCGAUUGUGGUGUCGGCGAUCUCGGGUGGUGACGGCUGUUUAGUCCUGUCGUUUGGAUGGCAGCAGGGUGUUGUGGAACCGGAGUUGGUUUCGGGCAUGAUUGACUCGGUGGAGAAAUUGGUGCAUCUUGCGGCACAAUAGAUUGGGGAUCAUGGGAGGGGGAUUGCUUCUGCUCUUGUUCGUUAUGAUCUAUUGCGAUCUGCAGCCGCGAAGGGCCUGCCUGCACAUAAUAUAUGGUACACUAAGUACCGUUAAUUCUAAUGCCAUCUGAUUUAUUUGAG